CUAACCUUGUACCGCCACCAUGACCACGAUGCGGCGGCCACUGACACCAGUGACGAACUCAAGGCUACCGACGUCGCCAUUAAUAAAAUCGAGCGUUUCCUCCCCUUCUGCUCCCCAGCAACAGCCCAAAACGCCCUUGCCACUGCGAGCGAUACCCUCCACCCUCGCAGUCAAGUCAUCUCCUUCCGUACCUCCUGCAUCUGCAGCGUAUGAGCCGCUUAUCAAAGCCGUCCUUCGUCAACGGCUUCUUUGGAGGAUUUUUUUGGGCUCUAUCGCAUUUUGUUGGGUCCAGACGGUGGCAUGGACAAUAUGGUGCCUUGGUGGUAUUGAGGAACUGGGGAUUGGCGGGGUGGCAAUGGUUCCGGUGACGCCGUCGACGUCAAUGAUGGCAUACGUGUGUUGGGUAGCGGUAGCCUUACCUAUCGUGGUGCUAAGAAAAAGGCAUCUUACAGGUUAUCACUCAACGUCAAAGACUCCUUUAAAAACAUUGCAGAAUGCUCUGGCAAAACAGGGCACUAGAAGCGCAUUCUUGGUUUAUCUUUCCUCUGCAAUCAUUGCGACACUUCUCCAUGUAUCGAUGGCUCGAAUGUCCAAAUCGAAUGACCCCCGACUGUCAGUAUUUGUCAAAUCAAAGAAGCACCCAUAUUAUUUGAAUGGUCGGCUGGUGUUUCUUUUAACAUCUCAGGUUAUUGUUGCAUGCUGUUCUAUACUCCGAAACAUCAUGAUGGAUCGUUUUGUCUUUCGAUGGCCCUCCUCUUUUAAUCAGACCCCAAAAUCUGCAGUUACGCUCGGCGACUUCUUGCGGACGCUGGUCAUAGUAGCUCUCCUCGCAUCCGUUUCCGUGCCCACGUCUGCCGCUAUAUUUGCUAUUGCACGGCUCACGCUUCCCAUGCUUUACCGCCUACCACUGCUUCAUCUUGUCCUGCGGCCAUUCACAGCUCAUUUCCUUCGGGGGUCUUGGACAAUAUUUUUGCCCAUUCAACACUUCGCUCUUCUGAUAAGAGCAUGGUUCCUGGCAUUUUCAACCUUGGCAACCUGGGAGGUCGCAGAACUACUAUUUGAUUCCUUUAUCAGCCAGCCCAUUCUCGUAUCACACAUGACAGCGGACCCAUCAGUAACCCUUGUGUCGGGAGUGGCUUCCUCUGAUAUAAUCCUCAAAUAUUUCGCAUUUGCCGAACUAAACGAGCUAUCUUCCGACCUGUCUCCUUCAGCAGGCGCUCGUCGGACAGCUCUCUUCGGAGAUCAGAAGUAUUCCCCCAAUCUCUGGAGUCAUCUAUGCAGGGAGAGCCUUCUGGUUCUCGGGAGAGAUUACCAGCAUUUCUUGCGGAGAGGAGCGCCCCCAACCAUCCCACCACCUCUUGCAGUAGCAACUGCAGCGCAACCACAACCACCACCCUUCCUAUCCACCCCAGUAUCUGUAGUCAAACAGCUCAUUUACAAGCAAGCGAAACCGUCUCCCAUCAGCAGCGUCAUUGAUUCCCUUGGUGCGGACGGAUCAUUCGCGCAAGCAGUCGAAGCGGGUGCGGAAGCUGCACACAUCCCGGACUUGUUUAAGUCAGCGAGUACUGCUUUACCCGUUCCAACAGAGGUGACGAAAAGCGUAGAAGAAGCCAAGGAUUAUUUCGGGAAUAUCAGGAAAUCUUUGGGUAGUGCCAUUCACCGGUACACGCCUGUUGCUGUGCAGGAGGCAUUUGGAGCAUGGGUGAAUUGGUGGACGAGGGAGCGGAUAAGUAAGGUCGUGGAAGGAUCCUUAUCCAGGCGUGAACUUGAUCUUCUUGUCAUCGAAGUCCUAUCACGUUUAACGUGUUCGUCCCUGACAGAAGAUCGAUACGGGGUCGUCCAGCGCGAUAUUCCCAAAAUCCUUGAGGCGAUGCUCUCCUUCUUGUCAGCGAUAGAAGAUUACCAGAUUGAACUGAAUGCUCUGCGACCUCCGCCACCAGAAGAGGAGGAAGGCCUAUCGGAUAAAGAAAGAAUGCAACGCGAGGUUCUUCGGAUAGAGUUGGCUAAAGCUAGUGAGGCCCUAGGAUACCUCGGUGAUGGAUUUAAGAAUGGCAUCGCGCGUGUUGUACGGACGUUUGGGGGUAAAUUGAAUGCAUUCAAGUUCCCACCGCGCACUGCGAACAAGCUGCAAGGGUUUGUAGAUUAUAAUCAGUAAUCAUGAUCGAUUUUUGCUUCUGUCAGCAGGCAGUUCUAGUUCAUCGUCAAUCAGCAAUUCGCCACAAAUAGCUACCCGAGUCUAGGUACAGGGACUAUGGUACAUCAAGAGGACGCAAGGCAUCACUCACUCACUUUCGUGCAAAGAAGAUCAUCAGAAGUGCUAACAUCAG
Messenger RNA from Desarmillaria tabescens, 2327 nucleotides. Its product is annotated as nucleoporin protein Ndc1-Nup. Gene Ontology annotation, molecular function: protein-macromolecule adaptor activity. Lineage: Eukaryota; Fungi; Basidiomycota; Agaricomycetes; Agaricales; Physalacriaceae. Gene Ontology annotation, cellular component: nuclear pore transmembrane ring; spindle pole body. The record is from RefSeq and is a predicted model, not a curated record. The coding region runs from base 20 to 2155 and encodes 711 amino acids. The transcript has 6 exons. Gene Ontology annotation, biological process: spindle pole body localization; nuclear pore organization.